Molecule: messenger RNA, 1106 nt
Organism: Melanotaenia boesemani (Boeseman's rainbowfish)
Lineage: Eukaryota; Metazoa; Chordata; Actinopteri; Atheriniformes; Melanotaeniidae
Gene: lamp3
Product: lysosome-associated membrane glycoprotein 2
Exons: 7
Coding region: 102-872 (256 amino acids)
Cellular component (GO): membrane
Source: RefSeq, a predicted model, not a curated record
AGUAUAUGUUUAGGUAGUUUCACAUUUACAAGUCAAACCACAUCUGUGUCUCUUUGCAUUUGCUCUCUGUUUGCAUCCUCCGGUUCAGUUCUACUCUAAUUAUGGUGCUAAAUCAUCACACAAGUGGAUGGUAUCUUUUCUUCUUGGCCGCUUUUAUUCCAGGUGUCUAUCUCCAGAGAAAUGACAGCUCCAUCGAGCCUGUGUUGGACUCUGAGCUGCCAUCUGGGGCUGAAAUUUACCGACCUGUUCUGCAGCCCUCUGAGACCGUUGCUACACCGGAAACCUACAUGCUGAAAAAUCCUCUCGGCAUGCCGUGCAUCAAAGCCACCAUGGGAGCAGAGUACAUCGUCACUGAAAGCAAGAAAACCUGGUAUUUCAACCUGGAGCCAUCUCGAGUUCGGAUCAGUGGCUCCUGUGGAAAAGAGGUUGCUGUUCUCAUUCUCACUCUGCCCAACAAUGCUUCCAGUCUGCAGUUCACCUUCAGGAAGGAAAACAAAGUAUUCUAUGUUACCGAUCUGACUGCUCACUUGUUUCCUCAACCUGUUUGCAAAGGAUGCUUCAAUAAAACUUACUCAGGUGUGAUGGGCCAUGAGAACCUUUUCGAAACAGCUAACGGUCAAAGCUUCAAGUGCAAAUCAGGGUUUCUGCUUUUGGCUUCGUCUGAGCUGAAGAUCAAGCUGGUACCUCUGCAGAUACAAGCCUUCAGCAUCCCCAAAGGACAGUACGGAAAAGAGGUGGAGUGUUUGGCUGAUCACAACAAGAGAAUCAUCCCCAUCAUCACUGGGUCUAUAGUGGUGGGUGUCAUCCUGAUCAUUGUGCUGAGCUUCCUGUUAAUCAGAGAACGGCGCAGACAAGGCUAUGCCAGACUUUAAUCUUGCUGUGAAACCAGCUGGAGAUUUUCUCCAUCUAAAGAACUCAUCCACCACUACAAGAACCUGUAUUUAACAUGUAUUUGUUUUCUUUAUUAGCCAGAUUUCUGAAACUUGAAAUUUAGUAUAUAUUAUGUUAUUAUUAUUAUGUUUUAAUCUUCUUGCUGUAAUAAUAAUAAUAAUAAAACAUGUUUAAUGUCAUAUUAGUAUUGUAAUGUAUUUAAGUGUUGCAGUUGU